GUUAUUCAAACUUUUUACCAACGACUGGCAGUUCCGUGUUUGCUUAGUAGUCGCUCGUGUAGAACUGCGCCCCUUGUAAUUCUCGCUUUCGUUUAGCCAAUCAUAUUACUCGAUCAGCCCACACCCAUAACACUCCCCCAUAUUGAUCAGAAUUCGACAAAACGACAAGAGCAAGCCGGGACGUGAAAUAUACUGCAUAAUCGAAGCUGAAUCGGUAACGAAUUGUUUUCGAAGUUAAGUCUUCCAGGCAUGUUUCUACGAUCUGUUGCCAGGAGAUUUUCUGCCCAGAGAGGCUUAUCUCUGCUGCUUGGGCGAGUGGCUGUCCGAUGUGCGUCAGGAAUUUAUCCCAAUCCCACGGCUUCUGUAGAAAAUGACGAGAUGUCGGUGGGUAUUGUUUACGUCGUAGUUUGUUUGUAUGAAAGCUUUUUCAAUGGCUUGUUAGGAAUUUCAGCGGACUUUUUCUGCUUUAAUUGAGACACUUUUUUAUGCUAAAUAGUGAGAGAUUUUAUGUGUUUUAAAAAAUCGGAGGAGAACAAAUGCAAACUCCUAGAGUGCUAAUGUGUUGGUAAAAGAUUCUGGAACCAGUCGACCAGUUUUGUUGACGUAUUAUCAUUGUCCUCAGGAUCAUCAAAACUGUUAACAUUGCUGGGUAGGGAGCCCAAAAGUUUAAAGCAUCGCUAAUUGUAAGGCCUUAAGUAUGUCUGGAGGAACCUCUACAGCCAUCCACUUUGUAACAUCGAGCAAAUUUAUACGAAAGAUCCGACAAUGAUUGUGGAGUUCAUAAAAACAGACACAACUGCCUUGGAUUGGUCUACAGCUAUCGAUUUUCACAAUCAUGAGCGUUUUUGCGGCUGCAAAUAAGAGUAGUUCUUUCGUUUCAAAGUGCGAGGAAAUCGUUAGAGAAAUUGUUCCGGAGUAAAGUACGAGAAAUCCAAUGCAAACCUGGAAGGAAACGGUAAUUGAAAAGACGAAAAACAAACAUACCAUUCAAGAGAUUUGAAGGCUCUAGCUGUUAAAGCUGCUGACUUAUUUUCCGUCCUCCGCCGAGGUAAAUAACGAGCAAAAUUUAACUUCGAUCGCAUGCAAGUUUGGAAAUCGAAAGCCCACGUAAACCAUUUCCUUUCGCCGGAGCUACAGCAGGUUUGCGUGACAAUUGAAUUAUUUUGAUCGGGUUGAACGCUUCGAGUCUUCUCUCGUGGCGCGUAGGAAUACGUUUCAUUUGAAUCUCGUUAGGUGAAAUUUUAAAGACGACUUAAAAACAACGUCGACUGGAAAUGAUUAAAGAUUUCGUUUCGGGCCAUCUGUUGGCCAAAACAGCUCCCUGUUUUGGACACAACGUAUUAACAUAAUUGUGAUAAAUUGAUCUAACAGAAGUAUUUUGUUUUAGACGUAACGUCGUGUAAUGGCCGGUUUUGUGCCAUGAAAGGCAAGAAUCCUGUGAUUUUCGAGCUGGAAGAACGACCGACAAUUCGAACAUUAAUGUAAUACCAGUGUAUUUAUUAUCCCUUUUCCCGGAAGCUACACCAAAAAAGCGAAAGUGAAUCCUUUCCCAGAAUGACCAAUCGCUGGGUGACGAACUUAUUGAAAUUAUUUCAUGAUUAAGCUCAUUUCUGCCAUAAUUGCGUGAUUUUUUGGUUUGGUUUGUGUGACCAUCUGGCGUUCACAAGAACUGUCAUGACUGACGCAGCAUGUUGCGUAAAAAAAAGAAAACAAGAGCACAAUAUAAGUGAACUGUUAGCUAGUCAACGUAAAGAUUAACAAACCACUUAUACUUGUCAUUCAUUAUUCCAAAUCACCUGCUUGAGUCGCUGCGAUCAUGCGAGCCAACUAGCGCGCUUAAGAAUACCUAUUUGUUGACGUCAUUAAUAACCACUGCCAAAUCACGCCCCGACCAGGAAGAGAUUGCUUUGAAUGUGUUAUUCUAUAGGGGGAAUAUUUUUUAUAAGAGCUUUUUCAAAAAUUCACCGUGACCUCCUGAAGUCAAGUUUCAGACAAUUUACUGCAGACCUCGGAAAUCCUUGUACAACGGUAGAUAUGAAAUAUUUUGAUGAUAAACUAUUCGAACCGCUCUUACCGUGCGCAAUUUUGGACUGCGGUGAGAUAGUGUUGAUAUCCUUGGAAUUAACCUCUGAAGAAUCGAACACACAUCAGUAACGAAGAACUUUAUAACCAGGUCUUGUCUUUUGGCACAACAAAAUUCUUUCUUUCCUUUUCGUAGGAUGGAAACAUGAAGUUCAAAUGUGUUGAUGACUUUAUGAACCAUGUUGUUAAGAGAAACCCUGGGGAGCACGAAUUUCAUCAAGCCGUACAUGAAGUGAUAGGCUCUCUUUGGGAUUAUCUUCACUUACACCCAGUUUACCUUGACAGUAACAUAUUGGAGCGUAUUGUGGAGCCAGAAAGGGUCGUUAUCUUUCGGGUCCCAUGGAGAGAUGACAGCGGAGAGGUCCACGUCAACAGGGGCUUUCGUGUAGAGUUCAAUUCAGCUAUUGGCCCCUUCAAAGGUGGCCUGCGUUUUCAUCCCAGUGUCAACUUGGGAAUUCUUAAGUUUCUUGGCUUUGAGCAAGUGUUCAAGAAUAGCCUUACAACCUUACCCCUGGGAGGUGGAAAAGGGGGAUCUGAUUUUGACCCCAAGGGUAAAACCGACAAUGAAGUGAUGAGUUUCUGCCAGUCUUUCAUGUCGGAGCUCCAGAGGCACAUCGGCCCAAAUACUGAUGUCCCGGCUGGAGACAUUGGCGUGGGAGCAAGAGAAAUUGGUUACCUGUUUGGCCAGUACAAGAAAAUACGCAACGAGUUCACCGGGGUUUUGACGGGAAAGUCUUUCAGCUUCGGUGGAAGUCUUCUCCGACCUGAAGCUACAGGCUACGGUCUUGUGUACUUCACCGCGGAGAUGCUUAACACACGGGGCGAGACCUUCAGAGGAAAAAUUGUCACAGUGUCGGGAUCAGGCAACGUGGCACAGUUUGCCUCAGAGAAAGUGGUGCAGUUGGGUGGUAAGGUUGUUACCCUGUCGGACUCUGAAGGCACCAUGUACGACCACGGUGGUUUAAACCAGGAAAAGAUAGAGUACGUUAAAUGGCUCAAAAAUGUCAAACGCGGUAGAAUUAGCGAGUACGUGGAGCAGUACCCUGACGCAGAAUUCUUCGAAGGAAAACGACCGUGGUUCGUGAAGUGCGACGUAGCUUUACCUUGUGCGACGCAGAACGAAAUUAGCAAAGAAGAUGCGGAGAUGCUGAUCAACAAUGGCUGUCAUGCUGUAGCGGAAGGCGCUAACAUGCCAUCCGAACCUGAAGCGAUUGAUGAAUUCCACAAAAACAAAAUCCUCUUCGGACCAGGAAAAGCGUCCAAUGCUGGAGGCGUGGCUGUAUCGGGGCUUGAGAUGUCUCAGAACAGUCUGCGCAGCGCCUGGACGCGAGAGGGCGUGGAUGAGCGCCUCCAUGACAUCAUGGAAAGUAUACACAAAACUUGUGUCCAGUAUGGCACGUCCAAAGAUGGAAGCUACAUCGAUUACGUCAAGGGAGCAAAUAUCGGAGGCUUCAUCAAGGUUGCUCAAUCAAUGCUUGAACAAGGAAUUGUUUAGUGAAUUAUUUUAAAGUAUUGACUCGCUUAGAUUUAAGUGUGAGAAUUUCUUCUUAUAGUAGAACUAAGAAUUUCUUCUAUAAUAUCAGGUAUUGCACAUGACAUGUCGAACCCGCUUAUUAUACUCGAAAUUUCGGAUUUCUGGAAUUAAUGUUCCAGUUCGCUUAAAGCAACACAAGUCAUAAACUUUGCUUUGGUUGCAAAACCAAUUCGUUUUCGCGGCGCUGGUUUAAAAUAACUGAUAUUAGUUAGGCUGACGUUUUACUUCGUUUUUAUUGUUGGUUUCCUCUCAGUUUCAGCGUUUUUUAAAAGACA
This is a messenger RNA of Pocillopora meandrina, 3891 nucleotides long. NCBI's taxonomy places the organism in Eukaryota, Metazoa, Cnidaria, Anthozoa, Scleractinia, Pocilloporidae. The record is from the annotation of a GenBank genome assembly.